Metarhizium album ARSEF 1941 is the source of this 1128-nucleotide messenger RNA. Its product is annotated as Tryptophanyl-tRNA synthetase. The record is from RefSeq and is a predicted model, not a curated record. Lineage: Eukaryota; Fungi; Ascomycota; Sordariomycetes; Hypocreales; Clavicipitaceae. The transcript is spliced from 5 exons. Gene Ontology annotation, cellular component: mitochondrial matrix; mitochondrion. Gene Ontology annotation, molecular function: ATP binding; tryptophan-tRNA ligase activity. Gene Ontology annotation, biological process: mitochondrial tryptophanyl-tRNA aminoacylation. The coding region runs from base 1 to 1128 and encodes 375 amino acids.
AUGCAGCGUCUCAGCAGUAAAUCCACAGCCACACUACCCAGGGUCGUGUUCUCAGGAAUACAGCCCACUGGCAUACCACACCUGGGUAACUAUGUUGGUGCUUUACGGCAAUGGGUGCAGCUGCAACACUAUGAACCCAAGGACACAAAACUGAUAUAUUCUAUUGUCGACCUCCAUGCCAUCACUACGCCCCAACCACCGGAAAAGCUGAAGCGGUGGAAGAGAGAAAGCCUUGCCGCGCUUCUAGCCGUAGGAAUUGACCCAGAACGCUCCAUCGUCUUCCAUCAGUCGUCAGUGAGUUCCCAAACAACGCCCAUCCCAAGACGUGCCUGCUCACUCAGAGCUCAUGUGGAUCCUAGCCUGUACGGCGUCUGUUGGAUAUCUCUCUCGGAUGACUCAAUGGAAGGUGCGAAUGCUGCCCCUAUUGAUCGACGAAAAGGUCGUUUCUUUAGUGCAUUGGCUGAACCAGGCCAGCAAAAACUCAACCUCGCACCAACUUCACACGUGGCGGAACGGCCGGCGGAGAGCCGAUUAAAGCUCGGACUUUUCUCCUAUCCAGUCCUCCAGGCUGCCGAUAUUCUCGUGCACAGAGCCACGCACGUUCCCGUUGGACAUGAUCAGCAACAACACCUCGAAUUCGCCCUUUACCCGAAAACUAUUACUUUCUAUCCAGCCCCGGUACAUCGAGUUAUGUCCCUCUCAGACCCAACAUCGAAGAUGUCCAAGUCACAUGAAAUGGCUCGAUCUCGAAUUCUGAUCACAGACACCCCUGACGAGAUUCGGCUGAAGAUUUCCUCGGCCUUGACUGACUCGGUCCAAGGAAUAUCUUAUGAUUAUGCUCUGAGGCCGGGCAUAUCAAAUCUCUUGACCAUAUUCUCCAUGUUCGACGCCGAGAAACGAAGCCCCGAGCAGCUUGCACAAGCAUAUCGUGACAUUCACCCCCGCGUGUUCAAGGAUAUGGUAUCAGAUGCGAUUAUUCUCGGGCUACAGUCAAUUAGAACUCGGUAUACGGAACUUAUUGACGGCGAUACCCGCUACUUGGAUUACGUGGCUGCUGAAGGUGCGCGAAAAGCAUUGCAUAGCGCGGAAGAAACAAUGAGCAUGGUCCGAACAGCUAUAGGACUGUAA